GUGAUUUCCCCGGCCGAUUGCAGCCUCUGCCGUUCAUUUUUCUCUCUUCUUCUCCACCCGUUCUUCUUUGCCGCCGCCAAAACAUUUCUAUCCGAUCAUCCACUAUGGACCGAUGAUAUCCGACUUUUUAUUCCAAUCCCUCUCAUGCUUUGAUAGGCUUGUAUAAUAUAAUAUUGGCCUUUUAUUAUGGAACCCCAUGCGUGAUUCCGUUCCUCGUACUACUCUUGAUUUAAUUCUUUGUCGACGAGGAUCUAUUUAUACGCCAUCUCUUCCCUGACUCAUGUUCUGAUCAAUAUCGGAUUUUGCUAUUCUUCGUCCCAUCACUAUCCCACGACAGUCUACUCGAUUCUUUUUGGAUACUGUUCUUGAUAGUGGCAUGGCACCAGCACUGGGAUAUGAGUCUGUGGCCGAUUUCGGCCCAAAUCUGUGGUCGAAAGGUUUGACAUCUCCGCCCAAAAGCAUUCUAUAUAUCGAUGCCUACGAUUCAUUUUCCUACAAUGUCGUGGCCAUGCUUGAAGAGGUCUUGGGAGUCAAGGUCACGGUGAUGAUGAUCGAUUCGAAAUGGCCAGACAACAACAUGGCCCAAUGCCUCGAGCGUUUUGACGCUGUCGUCCUGGGACCCGGACCGGGGAAUCCGAGCAUCCCCCGUGAUGUCGGGAUCAUGCAGGACAUCUGGCGUUUAAGCGACGACCAUUUGGUGCCCGUCUUGGGGAUCUGCCUUGGCUUCCAGAGCUUGUGUCUUUAUCAUGGUAUCCCGAUUGAGCGCUUGCCGGCACCUCUGCAUGGUCAGAUCCACCAGAUCUCUACAGCUCAGACAGACAUCUUUGAGAGUCUGCAGGGGGCAGGGGUGACUCUUUAUCAUUCGCUGUAUGCUCAAGCGGACCCUAGGCGUGAUCUGUCCUUUAAUGGACAAUCCGGGAGCGCCAGGGUCAAUUCACCGGCAGCUGAAGAUUUAGAAUUCGUCGCCUGGUCAUCUAUUGAACAAGGCAGUUCGUCCGACACAGUGCAUAUCCCCAUGGCUGUGCGGCAUCGGCGAAAACCAUUCUGGGGCGUUCAGUUCCACCCUGAGUCCUGCAAAUCGGACCGAAAGGCCUGCACUGAGAUGCUCAGGAGAUGGUGGCAGACUUCACUCACGUACAAUAAGAAAUUUCGCCGUGCUGUCACUGAGAGCCCCUCGGUUGAACUUUCCAGCCAAAUCAACGCCGUGACUCCUUUACCGGAUAUUGUAUUGACAAUGCUUGAGUGGAGCGCAUCGACCUCGCAUCGUUCGCACUUUCGGUCUUUUACGUCCCACAACUUUGACGCCGAAACUCUACUUGAGUAUUUCAAUACGCCGGGUUCUCCGGCAGUCCUAUUCCAGUCCAAUGGCAAGCACAGUGUCAUCUCAGUGCCGAGCCCCACCAGUUGGAGAUUGGAAUACUAUACGCAGUCGGAAGAGCUGGUCUUGGAGACAUUACCGGACCCCUGGACCAGCUGCAAAGCGACAGAUUCUCGACGCGACGUGUCUGCAUGUUCUCUGCUGGUAGCUCAAUUUUGGGAUGUCCUUAGGCAUGUUAUGCACGCGAAGAAGGUCGACACGGGAGACCAGACAGUGCCUUUUUGGGGUGGUUUCCUGGGUUAUUUUUCGUAUGAAAUGGGCUUGGCAUGCCUCGCCCGUCCAAAGCACCAUGACGAUAUCUCUCAUCACGGCUUUCCCUCGACUAGCGAAGAGGCUUUUAGCGAAGAUCCCCCUGACGUCAGUCUAAUAUGGACCGAGAGGAGCAUUGUCAUUGACAAUGAGACGGGGCGUAUAACAAUACAGUCCACUCUUGACUCUGACGAGUCGCCCGAUGGGUGGUUGAGCAAGACGUUGCAGUCUCUGGUGGCUCUAUCCACGGAACCCAUAGACGCCGGAAAUAACGCCGGAGACGCGGAUUUUCUGGAUUCCAUCCUCCGAAGAGGCACCGUGCGGUUCCCAGAUGAAGAAUCAUACCAAAAUCAGGUCGAGGCUUGCAAAGACGAACUUGAAGCCGGCGAGUCGUACGAACUAUGUCUCACCUGCGAAACAUCGAUUACACUACCCUCGCCCGAUACCGACAGUGGCCGACGAAAUUUCCCCUGGAAACUCUACAGGCGACUACGAAAAUAUAACCCUGCCGCAUUCAGCGCCUACGCGAGAUUAGGGGAUGUCAAAAUCGUGAGCAGCAGUCCUGAGUGCUUUCUGAACUGGGACCGGACAUCCACGCUCGAGAUGAAGCCGAUGAAAGGCACGGUGAGGAAAUCCAGCGACAUGACCUUGGAGAAGGCCAAGGAGAUCCUAGGCUCAAGGAAGGAAAUGGCCGAGAACCUGAUGAUCGCCGAUCUGAUCCGCCACGAUCUCUACGGGAUCUGCGGUUCGGGCGGUGUCUCGGUGGAAAAGCUUCUAGAAGUGGAAGACCACGGCCGAGUAUACCAGAUGAUCACGCACGUCAAGGGCCAAGUCGAUCCGAAGCGGCCCAGCCUCGCGGUGCGCGAUAUGCCGCAGUUGCAGUCGUCGAACAUGUCGGGGUAUGGGCUCGUGGCGCUCCAACGAUGUCUCCCACCGGGUUCCAUGACGGGGGCUCCGAAAGAACGGUCAUGCAUGCAUCUAUCUGCGAUUGAAGGCCGCAACCGAGGGAUCUAUUCCGGCGUCAUGGGCUUUUUGGAUCUCGGAGGGGGCGGGAGCUUUUCGGUUCUGAUCCGUACGGCGUUCACCUGCUCUGCUGACUCUCGAGCUGAGCAACGGUGGCGCAUCGGGGCAGGCGGAGCUGUGACGACUCUGAGUACAGCCCAGGGUGAAUGGGACGAGAUGCUGACCAAGCUGAAGACCGUGUGUGGGAUUUUCACACCGCAUCAUUGAGGGAAGGGAUUAUACUCUUCGCUCGUCCCUCAUUAUCUUCUUUCUCUCUUUUUCUUCUUCCUAUUUUCUUCCUUUCUCCGUUGUUCUUUUUAUUUCCAUUUUUUUGGCUCACGAUUUUUACGGUGCUGUACGAAGGGUCAUGUCUUGAUAGCGGUUUCAACAAUUGCAUCGAUUGGAGCAUGGGGUUAUACGAAUCUCUGAAUCAACAUACGGGAAACAUGAGAGGGAAACGGCGUGCUAUCUAUUUUUUUCUAUAUCAUCUUCUAUAUAGUUUAGACGAUCAAUACUGUAUAUGAGAUUUAGAGCAUGUGAGGAUAGAUAUAGAAGUACAUAUAUAGCAUCCUGAUACGGG
Aspergillus candidus is the source of this 3209-nucleotide messenger RNA. RefSeq names its product aminodeoxychorismate synthase pabA (gene pabA). Gene Ontology annotation, biological process: L-tryptophan biosynthetic process. The transcript has a single exon. The record is from RefSeq and is a predicted model, not a curated record. The coding region runs from base 377 to 2857 and encodes 826 amino acids. Lineage: Eukaryota; Fungi; Ascomycota; Eurotiomycetes; Eurotiales; Aspergillaceae.